Molecule: messenger RNA, 9825 nt
Organism: Seriola dumerili (greater amberjack)
Lineage: Eukaryota; Metazoa; Chordata; Actinopteri; Carangiformes; Carangidae
Product: misshapen-like kinase 1
Exons: 33
Coding region: 85-3909 (1274 amino acids)
Biological process (GO): protein phosphorylation
Molecular function (GO): protein kinase activity; ATP binding
Source: RefSeq, a predicted model, not a curated record
AAGCCGUUAGUUUGUAGAGAAGAAACUGUGACCGUCCAUGUCUUGUCUACAAACAUCAACACGCUGACAAAGUUAUUGGCAGCAAUGUCGAGAGAAAACACCACCCGAAGUUUGGACAGUAUAGACCUCGCUGCUUUAAGAGAUCCUGCAGGUAUCUUUGAGUUGGUGGAGGUGGUUGGCAAUGGAACCUAUGGUCAAGUGUACAAGGGUCGUCAUGUCAAGACGGGCCAGCUGGCAGCUAUCAAAGUCAUGGAAGUCACAGAGGAGGAAGAAGAGGAGAUAAAGCUGGAGAUCAACAUGUUGAAGAGUUAUUCCCACCAUAGAAACAUCGCUACUUAUUAUGGAGCUUUUAUUAAGAAAGGUCCUGCGGGACAGGACCACCAGCUCUGGUUGGUGAUGGAGUACUGUGGAGCUGGCUCAGUAACAGACUUGGUGAAGAAGACCAAGGGAAACUGUCUGAAGGAAGACUGGAUAGCUUAUAUUUGCAGAGAGGUGCUCAGGGGUCUUUCCCAUCUUCACUCCCAUCAUGUGAUUCACAGAGACAUUAAGGGACAAAAUGUUUUGCUCACAGAGAAUGCUGAAGUCAAACUGGUUGACUUUGGGGUGUCGGCUCAGCUGGACAAGACCAUUGGCAGAAGGAACACCUUCAUUGGUACUCCCUACUGGAUGGCUCCAGAGGUCAUUGCUUGUGAUGAGAACCCUGAUGCCACAUAUGACUACAGGAGUGACCUCUGGUCUUUAGGAAUCACAGCUUUAGAGAUGGCUGAAGGAGCCCCUCCUCUAUGUGACAUGCAUCCAAUGAGAGCCCUGUUUUUAAUUCCACGAAACCCUCCACCCAAACUGAAAUCAAAGAAAUGGUCAAAGCGUUUUCUGUCCUUUGUCGAUAACUGUCUGGUUAAGAACCAUCUGCAUCGACCCACCACUGACACCCUGCUGAGACACGCCUUCAUCAGAGACCUGGCUAAUGAGAGACAAGUUCGCAUAAUGCUAAAAGAUCACCUGGAUAGAACCAGGAAGAAGAGAGAGAAAGAGGGUCCAGAGUAUGAGUACAGUGGCAGUGAGGAAGAGGAGGAUGAGGUCACAGAGGAAGAAGGAGAACCCAGCUCCAUAGUGAACGUUCCUGGUGAAUGGACGUUGAGACGAGAGUUUCUCCGUUUACAGACAGAAGAUCGUGAAGGAGGCAGAGAAGGAGGUCAACAAAGUGGGGGUCAACAAAGACAACAAGCUUUACAGCAGCAGAGGCAGCAGUUGGUGGAGCAGGAACGAUACAAGCAGCAGUUAGUGGCUGACAGGCAGAAGAGGAUCCAACAACAACAUGAGCAACGGCAAAAGUUAGAGGAUCAACAGAGACGGCAGCUGACGGACUGUGCCUUUCAGUGGGCGGAGCUUCAAGAAAUCUCUCUUGGGGAGGAGUCUGAUCUCCAUGACAACAGAGUCUUACUGGAUGAGAGAAACAGGAGGAGUGACAGGAGAGCGGACCAGGCAGGCAGAAAGCGGAGUGCCGAUGUGUCAGUAAGGCCUCUGGACUCCACAGCAGAGCAGAGAGCCGUGGCUCCAAAGCAGCUGCUUCAGAAUAAGACCCAGCACUCCCAGCCUCAGCCUCUGGCCCAGCAUCAGCAGCCCUCAUCGGGCAGAAGAUCCCACCGCACCCUGCCCAAGGACCAAACCCAGCUCCUGUCGCUGCAGCACGACCACAGACACAGGGAGAGAGAGAGGGAAAGAGAGAGACAGAGGCAGAGGGAAAAGCCUGUGGCAGCUGUCCAGAGGCUAACACCUAAUAGUGGGAACACAGCUGCUACUGCUGCUACUGCUGCUGCUGUGUCUGCUUCCUCGCCCAGUCGCCCUGCAAACAGCCAGCGCUCAGUGAUGGACUUCCAGGAAUCAAACUUAGCCAGGCUGCUUUUGGCUGCUGGUCUUCCCAGCCAGAUGCACUCCAGGCUGGGCUCUGGCAGCAGCUCUAGUCCUUGUACCCCAGCCAUGCAGAGAGCUCACAUCAACCAGAAUGCCAAUCUACGCUCUAGUCGAGACGCCCCUCACAGCAGCUCUAUGUCAGAUAUGGCCAUUUCCCCGUUGUCUCCAUUUUCCUCCAUGUCCCAAACUGAUGAUGUCUUCUGGGACUGCACACCACCUAAAGUCCCAGAACGCACUACCUCUAAGUUUUACUGUAGAGAGCUGGUGAUGGGGCACAAGAGGGCCGCUUCGAGUGGCAGUCCAGUGUCUCCGGCAGACAAAAGUGGAAGGUCUGUGUCUCAUGGAUGCUCCUCCACCAGCAGCAACCACCCAGGUUACUUCAAGCUCGAGAGUCCUCUUCUACAGCACCGUCUGCAACAGUACAGGAACACACAAGAAAACGUAACCAGUGGGCACACACAGGGCGUAAAAUCUGCUCUCAGCCGCUUUAACAAAGCCACAGAAUACUCCUCUUCCAGUGAUGAGAUCGGUAGCAGUGAUGACGAAGACAGAAACGGGUCUGGCCUGUCCAAUGGAAAAGGGAAAUUCUUCAGAGGAAUACCUGAUGGCAUUGUCCUGCAACCUCACCACAAUCUUAAUCAGAUUUCUCGGAUGGGUUCAGACGAUACCUACCUGCUGCCAGACCUUCUGCAGAAAACCUCUCCCUCCAGUCCUACCCAUAAUGCACUGGGCCAACAGCAGCAAGCACGUGAACUCAGCUACUCGCAGUCGCCCACAGCCCCUCGAUGUCCCACACAUCAGGAACUACAUGAGAGUAUGGCUGUCAGCAGUCCCACUGGUAAAAACACCUCCACAUCUUCCUCUUCCUCCUUUCUGUCCUUCAUCGAUCCAAGAUUGAUCCCCAUAUCAUCACCACCACAGAGCCCUACGGGCAGUAAGGGUGACCCAAUCAAGAGAGAGAACCACAGGAAGGGCUCUGUGGUGAAUGUGAACCCAACCAACAUUCGACCACAGAGCGACACUCCGGAGAUCCGAAAGUACAAGAAGAAGUUCAACACUGAGGUUCUCUGUGCUGGACUAUGGGGUGUGAAUCUUUUGGUGGGGACAGAGAAUGGUCUGUGGCUGCUGGACCGAAGUGGUCAGGGGAAAGUCUACUCUCUCAUCAGCAGGCGAAGGUUUCAGCAGAUGGAUGUGCUGGAGGGACUUAAUGUGCUCAUCACUAUAUCAGGUAAAAAGAACAAACUCCGCCUCUACUACCUGUCCUGGUUAAGGAAUAAAAUCCUCCAUAAUGACCCAGAGGUGGAGAAGAGACAGGGUUGGACCUCAGUAGGUGACCUGGAGGGCUGUGUGCACUAUAAAGUGGUGCGUUACGAAAAGAUAAAGUUCUUGGUGAUUGCUUUGAAGAAUGCUGUGGAGGUGUACGCCUGGGCCCCAAAACCCUACCACAAAUUCAUGGCCUUCAAGUCGUUCAGGUCCCUGCCUCAAAAACCGCUGUCUGUUGACCUGACAGUGGAGGAAGGUCAAAGGUUAAAGGUCAUCUACGGCUCCUUGUCCGGUUUCCACGCCAUUGAUGUCGACUCUGGAACACCAUACGACCUCUACCUGCCUACACAUAUCCAGGGCUCCAUCCAUCCCCAUGCCAUCAUCAUUUUGCCAAACAGCGCUGGAACAGAGGUUCUGGUUUGUUACGAAGAUGAGGGCGUCUACAUCGACACCUACGGCCGCAUCACCAAGGAUACAGUGCUGCAGUGGGGGGAGAUGCCUGCAUCAGUCGCCUACCUUCAGUCUAACCAGGUGAUGGGUUGGGGAGAAAAGGCAAUUGAACUGAGGUCUGCCAACACAGGAAACCUGGAGGGAGUUUUCAUGCACAAAAAGGCCCAAAAACUCAAGUUUCUUUGUGAAAGGAAUGACAAGGUGUUUUUUGCCUCAGUGCAGUCGGGCGGCAGCAGUCAGAUCUACUUCAUGACUCUUGGACAGAACUCGCUGUUCAGCUGGUAAUGACUGGACCUGUGGGAUCAACUGGUGACAUCUGCCUUCAUUAUUCUGGGUUCGCCUCGUGAUGCCUUUUUUUAUUUGAGCUGACUGAUGUUGGUCUCUAUUGGCAGUUGAUCCCUGCAAGGAUCAACUAAGUACUCUUGGAUCCAUUACUCUUGUCUAGUUUCCAUGUAAAUGUGCAUGAGGUGAGUUGAUCAUGACUCCGGCUGCAGCAAAGAUGCUUGAACCCAUAACUCCAUCCUUGACUACUGAGGCCUGGAACAAUGCUUCUUCAGCAGCACAAAAAUCUGGACCUAAUAUUCAGUGAAAAAGAGGAAAGGUUCACGACCACCACACCUGACCAUGAAAGAGUUAAAAGGUACAACGACCAAUGUCAGCAUCUGUAAUGUGUAAUUAGCUUUUUCGCACGCCGGAUCUCCAUAGUUACCGGUCUUUCCGAGACUGAAAAUCGCCCCAGACCGUGAAAACUCAUUUUGGGUCUGUUUGAUCAAAAUCCACCUGGAUGCAAAACUGAUGACCUGAUUCAGCUGAUUGUGUUGAUUCCUAAUGAACACCAGAUCACUGAUAAAUAUCUGGCCUCAAGAUUCCUCUACUCAUCUGUUAGCACUGGAGACCACAGCAUUCCUGUUCAGUUUGCUCCACAUUCACUUCAUCUCUCCGGGAUCAGUUUUCUCUUUUUUCUAAAGGACUCCAUUGUAUCAGUUACUCAGCUAAUUAUGUGUACAUCAGUUAUUCACUCAUAUUUGAUUGCCUGGCUGUGGCGUAUUACUGGAUCCACUGCUUCCUUUUCAUCCAGACGGAGUGAAAACUAGAAGAACAAAAUCCGUUCAUCAACCUCAUUCCUUCCAAGGACAUCAUCUGGGCAUUUUAAAGACUGGGUUGGGGCCAUUUCGGGGCUAAGUAGGACAGCUACUGUAUAUCAUUCCAAAUUUUGUUGCUAUUGCUUAAAAGAUGAGUUUUUUUGUCCAAGGUGACAGUUUUUCUGGGCCACAGUGAAUCAGUAUAAUGCCCUAUCAUCAAUCAGUAAUGUUUAAGCAUAUCCUCAGCUGCAAUUAUGCUGUCCAUGCAAACCUCAUAAGGCCAAAUGUCAGGAUUGAAAUGUACAAGACAUAGUUAGUUAGACACACUUAGACUUUUUAUCAGGUCAUUCUGUUCCUAAUUAUGAACAGUAAGUCAUCAUCUUUCUCUGCUUAGCUUGAAAUCAGUUGCCAAUUAAGCAAAAAAUACUCUCUUGGGAUUGCUUGGGACCAGUCCUCUUCAGUUUCAGUUUGAGCAUUCACGCUAUCACAUAUCUGGACCAUUUUAUUUUAGUCUUAUUACUAUAUAAUAAGGACCUGAAGAGCCUUUUACUCUACAGUAGGAGCCAUAAUUCUGGUGGACAGUAUAAAGGGUGUACACAAGUCCACUUUAAUAGGCAAUGAAUGCUUUUCUGUUUUCUUGCAUCUGUUUUGUACAGCUUAGGAUGUAUAUAAUCUUGUACGAAGCACUGUUUUCUAAAUAUUAUAUAAUUGACAAGCCAUCUUUAUGUAUGUGUACAGAAUUAUAGGCUUAUGAAUGUGAAAUUCCAUCCCAAAACAGUUUAUACAUGUUAUGUCCACGAUCUUAAAAGGUUUGUCAAUAUGGACAUGAGCUACUGACAGUGAACUUGAAGGCUCAUGUUCAAGUUUACCAACCUGACCUGAAGUGUUUAAGAUCAGAUAAUGCAUCAUGUGGAUUCUGUUUUGUGGUUGAUUUUCUCCUAACAUGUAUAAGUCAGGCUCUUUGCACAAUGGCCACCUUGUACAUGUUUUCUGUAAUAUAUCACACUUUGGAAUGAUUUCUAUGUUUCAAAGUGGGAAACAUUUAAAGCCAUUCUGCAGUCAGUAUUGAAGAGAUUACUGCUAGCUUUUGGCUUUAGAUCUGUAUCUUACACUACCCAACAUGGGACGCACACUUGUUUUUGAUGGGUCACCUUGAGAAAUUUUAUUUUUUUUGACCCUGGAUCUGAAGCGAUGCAAUGACUCGGGCUGAAAAAAUGUAAAAAUGCCCGGUUGUAUAAUAUGUAGUUUGUUUAUUGUUUUGUCAUUUACACAAUGAGCUUCAAAGCGAGAAACCAAAGAUCAAGGCUUUGAUGUUUUGGCUUCCUUGAAUCUAACUGUGUGAGAUACUUAAGAUGCUUACAAAUCACAACUGACCAUUUGAUUUGACGUUUGAAUACUGUUGGAAAGAUAAAGAGUUGGCAGAAAUCUUGCAAAACUCACGUAGUUUGGGGAAUAUUAUUAUGUAUAGUACAAAAGAUGCCAAUCAACAAAUCAACCUGCAAAAUCUCCCAGGACUGAUGUGUCUUGCUAGCUCACAACAAAAUAUAUGCAAGUUAAUGUUGCUAGCGUUAUUAUAUUUAAUAGCCUAUAUGUAUGUUUUAUACAGUGCUUGGUUUGGUAAAAGUGUAGAAAUAAUUGGUUUUUACCUUCAAAUGUGAAUUUGCGAUUUGUUUAAUUAUGAUUCAUUUUCAUUAUGUCAUGUUUUCCCUUCAUCAGAUUUAGCUUAAACAGCUAACGUAGUUACAUUAUUCUCUAUAUUGUAUUUACUCUUGAGUUUUGUGGCCAUCAGAAAUUGCGCCAAAUGUUUUAUAUUCAGUGACACUUUUUAUUAUGGUCUUGAUAGAGAUAUUACAGCUGGUUCUGUGAGAAUAAUUUAAACUGGAAAAUUAACUUUCUGAUAAUGACUGUCUUGUUGCUAAAUUGCUACCAACACACCGGACCAGAUAGCUAGUUGACAUGGCUACAGUGUGAGGAAAUACAGGAAUGUAAAAUAAUUUUGACAGGCUAAUAGAUGGAGAACUGCUAGCUAACUUGGGCUAAUUGUUUCAGAACUAUGCGAGCUAAGCUAACUUGCUUGAAUGAUAUACAGAGAUUCUAGGUAGCAUGUGGCUAAGAUAAUAGCAAAUCUUGGCUGGCAAGCUAACAGUAGCUCAGCUGUGUAAAGUUUCCACACAAGAUACACAAUAUGACUGAACUAUUUUUCACACACUUUUGUACCGUUUCAAUUAAAACUCUUCACCCUUCACAAAUAGAUUUUACUCCUAUAAUCCUAUAAUUUCUGUCUGGAGCAGGACAUAUUAUAUGUAGAAUAAGGCACUGUGCUAGUUUGUGAUCAGAUUUGGUCGGGUCUGGUCAGGAUCCUGAGCAAGACCCUGGCCUUUAGAGUCCAAAUAGACAAAAGACCAGACUAAAAUUAGUCCUGAACUACCACAGUGGUUCUAUCAUCUGUCCACUGCACAGGAAGUAGCCUAUAUUUGCUGCGCCCUUCUUUUCAACGCACUCUGGCCACCAACAGUACAUGUAGUGCUAGAAAGCACAACAAGCUAAUCAAAUUAGUUCUUUUAUUAACCAGCUCUUUGAUUGGUCUAUUUAAUUCUUGCUAUUUUCCAGUUGUCAAAAUGAGAAUUUGUAUGAAUGUUAAUUACAAUUUAGUUUCAAGACCCUACUAUUAAAAUCAAUAAUGUAUUUGUUUGAAUACCACUGAUAUAAUUGAUUAUAAUUAUAUUAUAAUUACAGAUUUUAUCAUGCGUUGAGAGACUUUAACCGCUUACCACCCUUAUACUGUGCAGUUUUGGGUUAUGUUGUUUGUCAUGUUAAGAAAACAAGUCUAUUUUCUCUGUACUGUUUUACAGAAAACCCAUUAUGGUAAAAACUGCCAUUACAUUACACUUAACAUUUUCAAUGAUGAGUAUGCUGUGUUUUUUUAAUUGGUAUCUUUCUUCAUCCUGCUUCAAGAAACAGCACAGAAAUUAGCUUGUACAAGCUAAACAGAGCCAGUGUCACACCUAAUGAUGUGUGCUUAUCUGGGUUUAUCCAGUGAGGAUAUUUUUGUGAAUUAUUAGGCCCUAACUUCUCGGUCUUCUCCUGCAUGUGCUGCACAUUUGACUGUAGCUCUAUCUAUAAUGGGAGAUAGUGAGAGAGAGAGAGCAGUGCACUUCCUCCUACACCUUCCACUGGUUAAGGUGAUGACAGAUUCUGUUUCAGGCUCGCUGUGACUCACUUCUCCAGCUCUCCCACCAACUCUUUUUCUCUCACUUUGUCAACACAUCUCUUCUCUCAGCUGCCUGAUAUUCCCUCCGCCGCUUUUGCUCAGUUCCUCCUCUACCUAUUUUUCUUCUUCUUUCUCCUUUCUAGCAUCUCUCAGCGUUCUUCAGCUCUUUGUUCUCAUGUCUUAUUCUCUCCAUAACUUUCCAUUGUCUCUCAUUCUCUCAUGUCAAGUCUCUCCAUCUACCCCCAGCGCAGCUGAAAGGCUUAUUCAGGAAAUUUUGGAUAGUGUCACUAGAUUGGCCGGGGGUGGGAGAGUAUUUUUCUUGAAUUACUUUUACUUUCAUUCAGUCACUUCAUGCGGGAGUUGAGGUGUGAUGCAUGAGGCAAAGGAGACCACACUUUCAAAAAUUCAGUCAUAUGAUAAAGGCAAUCAUGCAGUCUAGAUAUUAUGUUCUACAAGCCUUAUUGAAGCAUAUUGUGCUAUGCUUCUGUCAUAUUUCUUUGCUGCUGCUUAGAUCAGAUUCUUUCCUUUGAAUCACAACAUUGUCCAUCUCUAUUCCAAAAAACAUUUUUGCAUAAUUUAUCAAUUUAAGAGCAAAACCACAGAACUGGCCCAAUUCUCUUUUAUUUUGUAUUUAUUGCUGUUUGUUGAAGUGGGAUGUUCCCUUAAAGCAAGAUUAUGUAAUUUGUGGAAGAUACAGAAUAGUGGUAAAAGCUUAACCAUAGCGUAACAGUAGCACAGGUAAAAAAGAGUAAUAAAGUUAGUAAACCGCCUCAUGCACUCAGGUUUUCUAACCAUAAGCUACUAGUCAUACCAGACAAGUAAGGCUGUAAAGACAAAACACCUGAGUGUAUUGACUUGAUCAAAAGUAUAUUUUAUCACUUAUUAAUUAAUCUUUUAAUUUGUAAGAGAAUGUGUGAUUCCUUUUUCAAAAGUUACAUAGUUUUGAUUUAAGUGCUACAACUGUUAUUUUGCAGCCUGUGUAUGAGCAAGAGUCUGGAUGAGCUGUGCAGAAAGUGUUUGUUUGUGUGGGAGGGUGUGAUGCAGAUUGUGAACAGGUGCUCAGUAAACCGGAUAGUCUGCAGGGGAAGGAAAAACAGAGUUAGAGGAGGUGGCUGGUGGCUUGAGUCAGGUGUCACCCAAUAGAAGGAAAAUGGAUGUUGCUUUAAAACCCAAAUCCACAAUUUAAAAACUUUGAAGAGGCUCUGACCUUAAAAAAUUGAAAUACUAUAAUCUUCAAAACAAAAACUAAAUUUACGAAAAAGGUGGAAAAAUUAAUCCAUUUAUUUAAUGAACUAACGGAGCUAGUGAUGGAGCCAGUGUUUCAACAGAUGGCACCAGACUGCACAUGUGGAUUGAGAAUUUAUAGAUACUGAUGGUUCUGAUGAGGAGAGGGAGGAAGAGGAUGUGAGGAUGUUAUAGAGAGCGGCAGUGAUCACGAUGAAUAGCCUUUUUAGGUUUACUCACACUUAUCCAUUGGCCAAAUUAAUCUUCCGGCACCAAUAGGCCGAUAGCGAUCUUUAAUAGAACAGCAUUGUCUGUUGAUGGGUGAUAUUUUCCAAAAGUUGAGAUUUAGCCAACAAUUUACAACUACUGUCAGUAUUUUGAGGUUAUCUUCAGUGUAGACACACAUGACAAUUAUGUCGAAAAUUCAAAGAAGUUGAGAUUAUAUAAGACCAAAUGUUAUAUAGAUAUAUAUAUUCAAGAAAAUAUUUUUCCCUUAGCCAUUUCAUUUCAUUUCUGUACCGCUGUAAAGAUGAUUCUUUUGUUACUUUUUUUUUGCACUGGACCUGUGUUUGAUGCAUCAUAUACUGUACCCUUCCUGCUUUGAGAUGAACACACACUAACUUGUGUUUCCAUGUAAAGACACAAAAGACAGUGAGAUGACAAUAAAUAAAUGUGUUGAAUUGA